CUGGGUAAGAAGAUAUCUUUCAAAUACGCGAAAAAUAUGAGGUAUCUCAACUCAGAAUUGGGACCGGCUAUUUGACGGUAACUUGGAAACCAAACUGCGGUUACCGGAGCCCGCGCCCGGGGAGCUGCUACAGAGGGUAAUGGAGUUCCCGCAGCAUUCCCAGCAGCUGCUGUCAGCUCUGCGCUCCCAGCGCCAGCGGGGCUUCCUCUGUGACUGCACCGUCCUGGUGGGCUCAUCCCGUUUCCUGGCUCACAGGGCUGUUUUGGCCUCCUGUUCGCCUUUCUUCCACAUGUUCUACUCAGACUUUCCGGGGGUCAGUGGUGGAAACAGCACCAGCAGCUCUGUCACACUCGACAGCGACAUUGUCACUGCUGCUGCAUUUGGCUUACUCUUGGACUUUGUCUAUGAAGGCGUGCUGCAGUUGGAUGAGUCUCCACCCGUGGAAGACAUAUUGGCGGCUGCAAGCUUUCUGCACAUGAACGAGGUGGUGAGAGUAUGCAAGAGACGACUGCAGAGACGAGGGCCUCUGGCUGAGGCAGACAGCACUCGCUCUGAAGAGAGCGCUGGUGCGAGGAAGGCAACAGAGACAGGGAGGGAGGGUGGUAGUGAUGGUGGAGCUGACCCUGAGGUGGCCAUGGCAGGAGAUCACUUGAAUCCUGUCGCCAUGGCAGCGCCGCUCUCAUCAGUAACCAUAACAGCACAGAGGAGUCAGUUGGAGUCUGUGAAGUCUGAGCGGAGGACUGGUGGGGGGUCAACCGAGGCACGACUUCAGACUCCUCUGAGCCCCGACCUCGCUGAUACCACGCAGCCAGGCAUGGACGCCCCUCCACUACCCCCAGGUGGACAGCUGGUGCAGGGCCUCAUCGUCAGUCCGCCUGCCCCGGGAUGUUACACCAGGUUGUGCACUGGAGGUCAGGGUGAGGGGUCGGCACUCUGCAGCCCUUGCAGCACCACUGAGACAUACAGCCACAACAGUAAUCAGCAGCCCUCCUCCUCUUCUUCCUCCCUGGUGCCAGUGACCCAGGCUAGUGGUCGCUCAGUGGCUGCUCUUUCCCAGUCAGAGUCCAGCCUCUCCCCCGGCCCCCAUCACGAGGUACCCCGACUGGCCAGUGAAGACUCUGUUAGGAAACCCUCAGAGACUGACCCCAGAAGUAUAUCAGGCGGAGGACAACAGAUGAUCAUGUUAAUCCAAGCAUCGGCACUAACCUCACACUUGGAAACAAACGCAACACACCCACCCCCGCAGCGUGCGCUUUCCCAGAUUCGAAUCCAGAGCGCUGUGUCACUCCAACGCCAAAGCUUGGACAUCCAAUCUGCUCAGACCCAAACCAUUAAGGUAGCUGAGGGGGAUACGAGAGCUUCACAUGCCACUAGAAAUGAAAGAUCUCACCCUCUUAUGGGCAGAGUGAGGACAGAAGACAGUGACAGAGAGAAUGUGAAAGUCAAAGUGGAGGCCAUUGUUAUAUCUGAUGAAGAGUUAGAGGAGGAGAAAGAGGAGAGCGUAGAGAGAGAACCAGUGAUGGAAGUAGACGAUGAGUUUGAAGAUGACAUCCCAGAAGAGGAGCUGAACAGCCCCCAGUUUCUCUCCUCCCACCAACAGGGCCUCUUACAAAUGACCUCCCAUUCAAAUGACUACUCCUUUCCUCUCUCUCCCUCCUCUUCCUCCUCCGGACCUGGCCCUUCCUCCCAGGACACUUCCUCCUUCGCCGCCUCCCUCAUGCCUCCAUCCACAGCUCAGCAGCAUUCAGACCCUCCUGCCUACUUCCAGGACUUCCAGGACUCUAUGGGGAACUUUGUGGAGGAUGUCCCCACGUGUGGAGUGUGUGGAAAGACAUUCUCAUGUACAUACACACUAAGGCGCCACGCCAUCGUGCACACACGUGAACGUCCUUAUGAGUGUCGCUACUGCUACCGGAGCUACACACAAUCAGGCGACCUGUACCGACACAUUCGCAAAGCUCAUGACCACACACUGCCGGCCAAACGCAGCAAGGCGGACAUAGAGUCCUCCCUGCCACCACAACCACCGCCACCACCUCCACCACCUCUUAGCUAACAUACAAACAGACACAUUAUUAUAUUUCUGUACUUAUACACACAUAAGCAUUCAGCUAGUAUCACUACUCUAAUUCUACCUUUAAACCUGCUGAAAAAUAGUUAUCUCAAGGUGACAUUUUAAAAUGUCUGGUUUUGUCCGACCAUCUGUUCAAAACUCGAAAAAUAUUCUGUUUACUAUCAGAAAAGGUUAAAGGAAGCAGAAAAUAUUCACAUUUGAGAGUUGUUGGAAGCAGAGAACUUUUUUAAUUGUUCUUUUAAAAAUGACUCUUAAUAACCAAUGAAUUGACUAAUCAUUGUAGCUCUGAAAUCAAGGUCAAGAGCAAAAUUUUAAUUGUAUUUAUUAUUGUAAAUUAUUAUUAUUAUUUUUUUUUUUUUUUCCUUUUAUUUAAACACUAUCCAAACCACCCUAAUGCCUACCCAGACUUUACUUACACUCAUACUUUAUACUACACACCUAAAUUAAAUAUGACAAAUUGUUUUUCUUAUUUAUACACAUCAGGCCACAGACAAAUAUUUGAUUAUUUAGUUUUAAUUAUUCCAUAACAGUCUAUAUUGUAGAUUGGCAGAUAAACAGUGAACAGUGUGGAACAGUGGGUUAAGGCCCUCUUAACAGGUGGCUUCACUGGUGGCCCCUUUUUUUAAAAAGGCUUUGGAGUAUUGCACAAAAUCUAAAAGCAGCCAUUCAUCCGCCUCGUACAAUAGAUCUGUGCGAUCUCUCUGCGUAAGGCCUGGAUAACUAAAGUGCCUAUGUAAGCCAUUCAGAAGAUGAAUGAACACAACAUCAUAUAAGAGUUUUUAUGGUUUUAAUAGGGAUGAUUGGACCAAUAGUAAAUCUUAGCCCACAAAUGUAAUAAUCACUAUAAUUACUUACUUAAAAUAUGUGAUCUAAUAUUAUUACAUUUAAAUGUUUUAAUGUUACUUUAAUUUAAAACGUGUUUCCUUGUGUGGGACAGUAGUGUGGACUGGUGAUUUUUCUCAUAAAAUGUUCUUUUACCUAAGAGAAGAGCAAAAGUAAGAUAGCAAUGGUGAAUCCCAGAAAUCAAUGGGUACUAACAAAAAUAAGAGAGCAUUUGUAUAUCGCCUCCUGCAUCAGGCCCAGUGUUUCCUGCCUCUCUGUUCUACUAAGGAUAUUUAAACCCCAUAAGUACAGAAAUACAAUAACUCACACACACACACACACACACACACACACACACACACACACACACACACACACACACACACAGAGUAAACACCAGCGGUGUGGCAGUGAUAUCGACCCUCAUUUGUUAAACUGACACACUUUAUGUUUGACCGUUGUCUCCACAGGACUCUAAGACUGAUUGAUUUACUCAAAGUUUUAAUUUAAAACUGAUUUUAUGCUAUUGUCUGUUUUCUAUCUUUAUCAUUAUUCAUAUAUUUUUAUGAUUAUGAAAAAAUUAUGAAUGAUCUUGAUUGAUUGUUAGAAGAUUCAGGAGAUGUACAAAAAUGUCUCUGCUAGUUUUGCUACAUGAACCCAAACAAAUAAGGGGAAAGUUGUUUUGAAUUUUAAUUCAAAUGUUAUGUGUACGACAGCCUUUUCAGUGUGUGACUCUGUGCCAGCGGACAGAGUUUGACUGACUGCAAAUGUAGUAGCAUUGUACAGUCUUGUGUUUUCUUUACUUGAUGAAACCAUCAGAACUGUUAGAAGCAAAUACCUGCACAAAUACCAAUUAGAGUCAGAUAGUGCCAUUUUAAAACUUUGUAACAAGCCUUUGCUUGCAUCCGUUUUGAUGAAGCCAGCUCAUCAAUAGCAGAUGCACACAGUUUAUCUGAUGAAGUAGGACAUUUACUGUGCCAAAAGGCCCUUACUUUGCCUUGUUUCUUAUCUCCUUCAUCCCUUCCCUUAUUUCAUUUUUUUUAGUAAGAAGUCUUUGAUUAGGGUGAUUCCUAAAUGAGGCAACUGACCCACAAAUAUCAAAGUGGCAGCUACACAACUUGAUGGAAAUCUCUAAGUGAUAAGGAAAGGUGCUUCCCUUCUCUCUUUUAUAAAAUAAUAGAACAAUGGAUGAUAGUAACCGUCUGUAAAUUCAGUCGUAUUCUUUUAGCACUGUGGAUGUUUUAUCCUAACUUAUGAUUUUGUUGCAUCUUUUAACUUUUUUCCUCCAUCAGAGUCAAUUAAUAGUUGUUAGGAAUGGAAAAUUGGUGUUAAUUGUUGUUGCCUACAAUCCCUGGUAGGACAGCAGUGUAGGUGAGACAGUGUAGGUUCAGACAAGUGAACACAUUUGGGAAUCCACCCUCUGUGUGUUUGACUUUGGUUAUUAUUGUCUUUCCUGUAGUAUGACAGGAUAUACAGUGUGAGCACAGAACACAUGCAGUAACUCUGCCCUCUCUUUAAAUGUUUAAACUUUAAAUGUGCCUGAAUGACUGUUGGACAGUUUGUUGUGUGUGUGUGUGUGUGUGUGUGUGUGGUAUUACAAUUUCUCUAUAAUGAACAUUGACUAGUAUUGUAAUUACCUUAUACACACAAAAGAGUUUUACACUGGAUGCUCAUAAGGGACAGUUGAGUCAGUGACCAUUUAAAGGGUUUCCAGUGUGCUAAAUCUAAAUGUUACCUUGUGAAUAAACACUGUUCAGUAGAAUCAA
Messenger RNA from Dicentrarchus labrax (European seabass), 4662 nucleotides. RefSeq names its product zinc finger and BTB domain containing 3 (gene zbtb3). The transcript has 3 exons. The coding region runs from base 140 to 2056 and encodes 638 amino acids. Lineage: Eukaryota; Metazoa; Chordata; Actinopteri; Moronidae. Gene Ontology annotation, molecular function: DNA-binding transcription factor activity, RNA polymerase II-specific; RNA polymerase II cis-regulatory region sequence-specific DNA binding; protein binding. The record is from RefSeq and is a predicted model, not a curated record. Gene Ontology annotation, biological process: regulation of transcription by RNA polymerase II. Gene Ontology annotation, cellular component: nucleus.